AAAAUGCAAAUACUUGGAGCAGAAGAUAUGCGGAGAGAUGCUACGAGUUAAGAUGAUCCAUAGAUUUUAUUUAUUAGUUUUAUGAUUUUAUAAUAAAAUUGCUACACUCAAUAAAAUAUUGUAGUACUUAUUAUUAUUUUUCUUUCAAUUUUAAUAUUAAUAAAUAUUUUAUUCGUGAAAUUUUUAAAAUAUACAUUUCAACAAUUUCAUAGAAUUUAGAGGAAUUAGUAUUCUAUCAAAUUUAUGUAUACUCCUUUAAAAUCCAUCAUAAAAAGAAUUGGAUGAAUGCAUUAAAAUCUCAUCAAUUCUUUUAAAAUACUGCAGAAGCUUUUACUUAUGAAUUCAUUCAAAUUCAAUUACAUUCCUGGAUUCAAAUUUAUUUUAGUUGUGUCAUUGGAGCGUGGGACAUAUGUUUUUUUUGUCAAAGAGUGAAGCAGAGAUGUAUUUGGAAGAAGAUCAUAUAAUAUAUUUGAGAUGGCUUAUCGAUGGAUUAAGACUCGCUUGCUCUGCUUUCUUAGAAUGUGUUAGCUUUGGAGUUUGUCUAACGAUAUCUAAUAAUAUGGGGGUGUUGACAAUUAUUAUGAUGAGUUGUGAUAUAAGAACAUGGAGCGAGACAUUUGUUCGUAACUGCACCAUAAUUCUUUGUUACUAGGGAAUUUUUCCAGAUAGAUAUUUAGUAGAUUUCAUGAAUAUACUCUGUGUUUUUAACUAUAGGAGUCCAUUCACCAAGCUGUCUAAUAUUUUAAUCAUUUCUUAUCCUUAAUAAAAAAUGCUUGUCACCACGAACCUGGGGCUAUGUUUCUCGUUAAAUCAUAAAAUAAACUAAAUAUGUAAGUUGUUCUAAAAUUUCAAAAACGUCUCAGACAUAGCUAUUUCUAGCAAUGUGUUCGACUGUUUCGACAUUAUCCCAUUGAGUAGUUUUGCUUGUUGCUAUGAAAACUCGGCUGCUAUCCCAAACUGUUUCCUGCAAUGUAUGUUAGAAAGUCAAGCUGAUAUAUUAAAUUAGACAAUGAAUUCUGGAGAGAGAUAAACUUUUUUUUUUUGUUAUGUAGUCAAUGACAGAUACAACAACAAAUCACAAUAUAACCGACAAAACACAGAUAAAAAACUAAAAUUUGAUACUGAUAUGCUAUCAACAACACAAGAAGACUAGACACUAACUUCAAACUUGGAACGGCCAUGGGACAAUGGAAAUCCUUAGAUUCUCAUCAUUCUGCACCUUACCACUUUUUUUCAUCGCAACCCCUCCACGACAAUCACCACUGUCAACAUAAGCUUAAUACUUCAAGAAGAAAUCCAACAGUAACACGACUCAAUCAAGACAAAACAUCGCGGGCAUACGACAUGAGACUCCGAGGAAGUUAGACGUGUUGGUGAAGAUGAGAACAGAGACAGAUCCUUGGAAUAUAGCUGUGAGCACAGUGGUGACCUUGUGAGCUACCAACGGAUUCUGCCACAGGAAGAAGCGGUGCAGCCGGAGACCAAGGCUGCGAUGGUGGUGGCGUGGAGGAUGAUGAUGAGGAAGCCGCAGAUGGAAAGGAUGAGACGGAAAGAGAGUGUGAGGAAGAUGCAGCUUGUGAAACUUUUCAAACAGAUACAUCGUCUUCUUUCAAGUAAACAGAGAAAGAAAAAAACAAAUUUUCCUGAGCACUACAAUAAAACUAAGAAAUAAAACUUAUUAUUGUUAAAGAGAUAAUUAUAAAAAGAAUGAUUAUCCAAAGGAGAACAGAUGUCUUUCAUCUGUAAAAACAGUCACCCAUCACCUCUUGGUGAUUUUGUCUUCUUCUUUCAAGUUGGUCAGAAUUAACCGACUUUACCCAUCUAUAAAUAGUGCUUCUCUCCCUUUUGUAAAAAAUAGAUGAGCAAUAAUAAUUAUAUCUUUCUUUUACUCUCUCAUACCUUUCAAACAAAACACAAAGCUACUCUCUGUCUCUCUGGUUGACUCACACCAAGAAGAAAAUACAUAUAUAAUAAAUCAGUCAUUUUUCUAUCUCUCUUUAUUUUAUUCAACACGUUAUCAACACGAAGCUCUGACCAACUGAAGUUUAUCAAUCCAAAAGUUCUUAAACCAGCCGAGUUAUCAUGUCGAAUUUAACAAAGCUCGAAAUUAAUGCCUUGUAUAUUACGGGAAGUAAUUAUAUGACCUGGGCAGUGGGUGCAAAGAUGCACCUAAGAGGAAACUGGCUUUUGGAAACCAUCGGUAGUUCAAAAACGGUGUCGGAUGAGAAAAAAGCAAAAGCCAUGAUAUUUUUACGACACCACAUCCAUGAUGGUUUAAAGGAUGAAUAUAUUACGAAAGAGGAUCCUUGUGACCUCUGGAAAUCUUUAAAAGAGAGGUUCGAUCACCAAAAAUAUGUGAUCUUACCGAAAGCUAAACACGAGUGGAUCCAUCUCCGGUUCCAGGAUUACAAAAGUGUUAGUGAGUUUAAUUCCGCGAUGUACGGAAUUACUUUGAGGAUGAUGUUAUGUGGAGAGAAAAUAAGUUAUUAUGAUAUGAUCGAGAAAACUCUCUCCACGUUCCAUCCUGAAAAUGUAAUCCUGCAGCAACAGUACCGGGUGAAUGGAUAUACCCAUUACUCGGAGUUGAUGCAAAUUCUCCUUGUAGCGGAGCAGAAUAAUCAACUCGUGACUUUAAACCAUCAAGCUCGUCCCACUGGAUCUGCUCCAUUCCCGGAAGCGAAUGUUGCAUCAUCCAGUUAUGAUAAUAGAAGAGGACGAGGUCGUGGACGUGGUGGAAACCGUUAUCAUGGUCGUGGAAGAGGACGAGGAAGAAGAUUCCGUUCCUAUGAUGAAAGAAAUAAUAAAGACUUCCACGAAAAUGAAAGGAAUGAAAAGGGCCAGGAUGAUAAAAGGCAAACAAGAAAAGUUUGCUACAGAUGCGGUAUGAAAGGUCGUUGGGUACGUAGUUGUCGUACACCAAAACAUUUAGCCGAUCUGUAUAGAGAAUCCCAAAAGGGAAAAGAGAAAGGAAGAGGUGAAACUAAUUUCAUCUCUGAUGAACCUGGGCCAUCCUUUCAUGGUUUAAACGAUGAUACUCAUCUCGACGUGUCAGACUUUCUGGUUGAGCCAGAGAGUAUCAAUGAGUGAUAUAAAUCGAUGUGAUAUAAGUAUACUGUAUUAUAUUAUCUAUAUCUUUUGUUGUAAGAUAUAUGUUAUGUUUGUUUGAUGUUUAAUAAUAUAUGUUUUAUGAAUAUUUUAUAUUCAGAAAAUGUCAAACUUUGAGACUAUGGAUGGAGAUUUGUGUUUUGCAGAUAGUGCGUCAACGCACACGAUAAUUAAAGAUAAUAAAUAUUUCUCCAGUCUCAAAAUAAGAGAUUACGCUGGAAGCGUAAGUACAAUAUCUAGUAAUGCAAAGAUUAUUAUGGGCUCAGGAAGAGCGAAAUUUUCAAUGCCAGGGGGAACGAUAUUUGAAAUAAGUAAUGCAUUGUAUUCCCCCAAGUCUCAUAGUAACUUGUUAAAUUUUAACGAUAUCCGAAGAAAUGGAUAUCAUAUUGAGACUAUGAGUAAAGAUGGUAUUGAAUUUCUUUGCAUUAAGUCCGAGAGGAAACAUAUAUUGGAAGAGUUAAAAAUGUUAUCCUCUGGACUAUAUUGUACGAAAAUAACCAUGACUGAGUCCUAUGCCGUGGUAAACAUGAAGUUUACUGAUACAUUUAAAAUAUAGCAUGAAAGGCUAGGACAUCCUGGUUCAGUCAUGAUGAGAAAGAUAGUGCAAAAUUCGAAUGGCCAUCCAUUAAAAAACGGAAAAUUUUUGCAAACGGGCGAGUUUACAUGUAAUGCAUGUUCUCAAGGAAAGCUUAUAACUCGGCCAUCACCAGCAAAUGUAGGCAAUGAAUCACCAAUGUUUUUAGAAAGAAUAAAUGGUGAUAUAUGUGGGCCGAUCCACCCACCGUGCGGGCCGUUUAAGUAUUUCAUGGUAUUGAUUGACGCAUCUAGUAGAUGGUCAAGUGUGUCUCUUUUGACGACACGAAACACGGCUUUCACAAAGUUCAUUGCCCAGAUAAUAAAGCUGAGAACGCAGUUCUGAGAGUAUGCCAUUAAGAAAGUAAGGCUUGAUAAUGCUGGUGAAUUUACAUCGCAAGCCUUUUGAUGAUUAUUGUAUGUCAAUGGGGAUUGAUGUGGAGCAUCCAGUCCCCCAUGUGCAUACACAAAAUGGCAUGGCCGAGUCAUUGAUAAAACGGUUGCAGUUGAUUGCAAGACCGUUAGUCUUGAGAACAAAGCUCCCAAUUUCUGUAUGGGGUCAUGCUAUAUUGCAUGCGGCUGCACUAAUUCGAUUAAGACCAAGUGCAUAUCAUAAGUACUCCCCAUUACAAUUGGCAUCUGGAAAAAGCAAGAUGUAUCCCAUCUCCGUGUCUUUGGGUGUGCGGUAUAUGUUCUGAUAGCUCCGCCACAAAGAACAAAAAUGGGCCCACAAAAGAGAUUGGGAAUAUAUGUGGGUUAUACGUCACCAAGUAUAAUAAGAUAUCUGGAACUAAUAACUGGUGAUAUGUUUACGGCACGAUUUAUCGAUUGCCAUUUUAGUGAGGAUGAAUUUCCAGCAUUAGGGAGAGGAAUUGGUAAAAUUCCUCAAGAGAUUACAUGGUGUACACCAUCGUUGUUACACCUUGAUCCCCCUACGAAUCAAAGAGAACUGGAAGUUCAGAAAAUUGUGCAUUUGCAUAAUUUGGCAAACCAGUUACCAGAUGCGUUCACAUAUACGAGAAGGGUGACGAAGUCAUGUAUACCCGCUGAAAAUGUUUCAUCAAGAGUUGAUGUUCCCAAGGAACAAACUGAUGGAAAUAAAAUGAAUGAACCUAGGGUUCAGUUAAAGAGGGGGAGACCAGGGGGUUCUAAAGAUAAAAAUCCUCGAAAGAAAAUAAAAUUGGAUGAACAAAGUAAGGUUCUAGAAGAACCUGAUAUUGAAAGAUGUCUGAAAGAUGACAUAAAUAGAAAGGUUCCAGAAGAACCUUUUAAUGAAAAAUGUCUGAAAGAACGCAUAGAUAAAGAUAAUCCAGAUGACGAGAAGGGAACAGAAAAGUAUGAGAUUUCCAUCAACUACGCCCGAGAUGAAAAGAUAUGGAUCAGAAAUAAGAUAAAAGACGUUGAUGGAAUGUUCUCCUUUUCUGUGUCCAAAGAGAUCGAUCAUGAAGAUGAUGUUCCUGAUCCAAGGUCAAUUUUAGAAUGUCAGAAAAGACAUGAUUGGGAGGAAUGGAAGAAGGCCAUUCAAAUUGAAUUACUCUUCCUAAAUAAAAGAAAUGUCUUUGGAUUUAUAGUCAUAACGCCUGAGAAUAUAAAUCAUGUUGGGUAUAAGUGGGUAUUCGUGAGAAAAGUAAAUGAGAAAAAUGAAGUAACAUGAUAUAAAGCCCGAUUAGUUGCCCAAGGUUUUUCUCAGAGACCGGAAAUUGAUUUUGAGGAAACAUAUUCCCCGGUAAUGGAUGCAAUUACGUUUAGAUUUUUGAUGAGCCUAACAGCGUCUAAGAAUCUUGAAAUGCAUCUCAUGGACGUUGUGACUGCAUAUUUGUAUGGAUCGUUGGAUAAUCAUAUAUAUAUGAAGCUCUCUGAGGGAUUGAAAAUGCCUGAAGCAUUGAAGAAAAUUCCAGGGAGAUUUGUUCGGUCAAGUUACAGCGAUCACUAUACGGAUUAAAGCAAUCCGGACGCAUGUGGUACAAUCUCUUAAGUGAAUAUCUUUUGAGUAAAGGAUAUGUGAAUAAUGCGAUAUGUCCAUGCGUUUUUAUAAAGAAAUCGUCAUUUGGUUUUGUGAUCAUUGUUGUAUAUGUGGAUGACCUGAACAUAAUUGGAACUCAAAAGGAGGUUGAUGAUGCUCGAACUCAUAUGAAAGAGGAGUUCGAAAUGAAAGAUCUCGGCAAGACAAAAUUUUGUCUUGGGCUCCAGAUAGAGCAUCUCCGAGAAGGAAUAUUUGUGCAUCAAUCAAACUAUACGAAAAGGUUAUUGAAACGCUUUCGUAUGGACAAAGCGACUCCUUUGAGUACUCCAAUGAUUGGUAGAUCUCUCAAUGUUGAGAGUGAUCAUUUUAGGCCCUGCGAAGAUAACGAGUGAGUGCUAUCGGUGGGCUGUUGUAUCUUGCAGAACUGUACCAGACCAGAUAUAGCUUUUGCUACUAAUCUACUGGCGAGAUAUAGUUCUGCUCCUACUCGCAGGCAUUAGGACGGAAUAAAGCAUUUAUUCCGUUACCUUCAAGGUACAGUUGAUUUAGGGUUAAUGUAUUUUAGAAAACCCGAGUUUGGUAUGGUUGGUUUUGCAGAUGCAGGAUACUUAUCAGAUCCUCAUAAGGCUCGAUCGCAAACCGGCUAUGUUUUUACAAUUGGUGGAACCGCGAUCUGUUGGCGGUCCCAUAAACAAACUCUGGUUGCGACAUCUUCAAAUUAUGCAGAAACUAUUGCGCUUCACGAAGCAUGUCGAGAAUGUGUGUGGCUUCGGUCAAUGAGUCACCAUAUACAAGAAUCAAGCGGAAUAGUCAAUGAGAAAGAACCGACGAAAAUAUUUGAUGACAAUUCGGCUUGUAUCGCUCAACUCAAAGAAGGCUAUAUUAAGAGUGACAGAACAAAGCACAUCCCUCCAAGAUUUUUCUCGUACAUAUGGGAACUCGAGAAAAAUAAAGAAGUGGACAUCAAAUAUGUACGAUCAUGCGACAAACCAGCUGACUUGUUCACCAAAGCUCUUCCGACUACAACAUUCCGAAAACACGUCUACGAUAUCAGAAUGCGGCAUUUGCGUGACCUUUAACGAGGAAGCUAGGUCCACCAUUUUCAGGGGGAGAUUACGGCAGUGUACUCUUUUUCCCUUGUCAUGGUUUUUGUCCCAAUGGGUUUUUCCAUGACCAGGUUUUUAACGAGGCACUACGUAAUACAAGUUUGGAUAAUCAAGGGAGAGUGUUAAAGAGAUAAUUAUAAAAAAAAUGAUUAUCCAAAGGAGAACAGAUGUCUUUCAUCUGUAAAAACAGUCACCCAUCACCUCUUGGUGAUUUUGUCUUCUUCUUCCAAGUUGGUCAGAAUUAACCGACUUUACCCAUCUAUAAAUAGUGUUUUCUCUCUUUUGUAAAAGAUAGAUGAGCAAUAAUAAUUAUAUCUUUCUCUUACUCUCUCGUACCUUUCAAACAAAACACAAAGCUACUCUCUCUCUCUCGCUCUGGUUGACUCACACCAAGAAAAAAAUACAUAUAUAAUAAAUCAGUCCUUUUUCUAUCUCUCCUUAUUUUAUUCAACAAUAAUAUGGUUUAAGUAUCUUAUAGGUCACACCGGUCCGUCUUUUUUCAAAGCAAUUACGCAAAGCCAAUAACGGAGAUUUUACUUUCUAAAAUAUUUUUGGUCAGAUAUUUGAAGUACCUCAAAAUGAAAUUGUAAUUCAUAGUUUGGAGAAGUUGGAAUCGGUGGUGACGUUAUGGUGAUCUUGUUGUUAUCUCACGUAAUGGAAACAUAGUCAAUAAGAGCCCUGAUGAUUUCGACCACAUUUAGAUGUUUAAUCAGUUUCAUUGUCUAUAUUUCUGUUUUAAGCCGCACAAGAAAAAUAGACGUAUGCCCAUUAUAUAUCUUCUAGAUCUUGCUCAUAACAGUACUAUUUUCUCGGAUUUAAGAACCAAUUUGAAAGAAAAGAAGUUACGCCAGUUUAAAAUCAUAUACAUACCAUGAUAGAUUUUAAAAAGGAAGAAAACUAGCCAGCACUCUUCUGCUCCUAUUAACCAUCUUAGGAUCCUUCUUCUUAGGAAAAUGCCUUGGUGCAGGCUCAGGCAAUGUCAUAGAUUCAUAAACCUGAUAAAAGCAUAGCGACUAAUACUAUUGAGUAAAACAAAAUCUACACCAAGUAAAGAGGAGUUCUUUGUAAAAAGAAAAUGUAAGUGGAUAUUGAUUACCUUCUUGGUCCCUCUUUGUUCAGCAUCCCUCUGGGACCAACUUCAACGAUGCUGGACAUAUAGCUUCUUGUCACUUUGAUCUUCACCUUCAACCUGAGUCUCCUAAUAAUAAUUUAAAGAAAAAAAAAACACUUCGUAUGAUCUAUUACUGAGAAUAUAUUACUUUCUGAAGAGAAACCAUGUUAGUCUUAGCGUACCUUAACAACGGCGGAAGAAAGUCUCCACUUAGCAGGAGGCUCAUCUUCUGCGUCAUUCCUCUCAGCCUUCAAAAUCAGAUAAUCUAUAAACACAGUUUAUUCCAUCUCAAAGAAGAGAAAGAUAGGGAAGCCAAAGGAAAGUACAAUUACAGGUCGAAGAAAGCCUCUCGGGAUUGUGCAGGGAGCAGCACCUGAGAGUUAUCCUUGGCGGAGUCAGCAAGUAUCACGAAGCCUCUCCGUAGUCUGAUUACGAUAUAGAACUGCCUUCAAAAAUAGAAUGGAACGUAGACUUAAGUAAAUACCAUUAACGUCUUCUACACCAGUCUUCAGUUCAGAAUGCGAAACCUGCAAUGGCGCCAUUGUGGAUUACUAUGAUUUGAAGCAAAAGGAAAUAUCGAGUAUGGUGCAGUGAUGAGAAUAACACAGAGAAACUUGCCUAUUUGCAGGAAUGAGUUCCUUUUCGUGAAAUUCAUCACUUCGACGGAGUUUAGGUUAAUAAUUAAUUCGAGGGAGUGGUGGAGUGGUGAAGAAGACGUUAAUGGUUGAUUAAUGUCUUCAAGUGACUAUAAAUGAAAACGUUACAAAGACGACCUCCGGAAUCGGUGAAAUGCAAAGAACCAUGGCCUCUGUCUCUCCAACUCCAACUCAUAAAAAGAAAUAAUCUCUAAUCUAAACUGGCAUUUUCAGAUUAAAAAAGAAAGCCCACAUAUUUAAUCAAAUUACAGGCCAUAGCCCAGACUUAAAACAAAACGACGAAGACAUGAGAACUUUUGACAUUCCGCCACGUGUCAAGAAAAGAAACAUCUUUCGCUGAGGUAGCAGACUGAGAAGUGACAAAACCCAAUUUAUUGUAAUAGAUAUGAACAAGAACAUCAUUAACACUGAGGUAAGUAUUUCAUAGUAACAAUAAUAAUUAUUUAUAAAUUAAUUAGAUAAUUUUAAAUGACAACAAAUUAAACUAAAUAGACAAUGAAAAUGUUACGCGAACAAUUUGUAUUUUUAUAAAAUUUUCAAAUAAGAAUUGUUUUUCAACCUUUUCUUUGCCUUCUUUUUCGAUCUUUUAUCAAUCAUUUAUUUUUGAAAGACUGAUAAUAAUAAUAAUAAUAAUAAUAAUAAUAAUAAUAAUAAUAAUAAUAAUAAUAAUAAUAAUAAUCUGAGUAGUGUUCUAACACCAUUAGUUACAAAUACAAUACAAAAGACCAUUUAAAGAUGUGGAUUUUGUCAAAUAAUUUUCAAAAUCAGGAUAUUUGGAUUGAAACUUGUUUUUGAUCAUCACAACAACUCACAGCAUUUCACCGCAACAAAACGCGACGUGUGUAAGAAAUUAAAAAAAAAAAGCGUGAGAAACACAUAUAGCACAGCGUGUCGACACGUGGCGCGAAAAGCACCCAUCUCGUUGAUGUCGUGGAAGCUUGUGGAGAGAUCAUGAGCUGACUUUAUUAUUAUAGAUAAAUAUGAAUAAGAGCAUCAUUAACAUAGAGGUAAGUAUUUCAUAGUAACAAUAAUUAUUAUUUAUAAAUUAAUUAGAUAAUUUUAAA
This is a messenger RNA of Brassica rapa (field mustard), 9578 nucleotides long. RefSeq lists its product as uncharacterized. Lineage: Eukaryota; Viridiplantae; Streptophyta; Magnoliopsida; Brassicales; Brassicaceae. The record is from RefSeq and is a predicted model, not a curated record.